AUGAUGCUCGUCGGCCUCCUCGCUCUGCUUUUCCUCUCAGGAGCUGGAGCGUCCUCUGAGCAGAACUGCAGCUAUCAGGACGUGUUAAACCACCUGAACAUGACCAGAAACAACGAGCUGUACUCCAUGACCCGACCCGUUAGAAACUACAGACGCCCCACACGAGUGUCCCUGGAGGUUCUGCUGUACGCCAUCCUGGAUGUGGUUGAGAAAGACCAGAAAUUCAUUCCUUAUGUUUGGACUGUCACGAGGUGGCACAACGAGUACAUUUCCUGGGAUCCAAAUCAGUUCUGUGGAAUCGAUAACGUUUCUCUUCCAACUGAGAUUCUGUGGAAACCAGAUCUCACUAUUGAGGAAAUGACCGAGAAGGACAAAGCCCCUCCGAGCCCUUACCUCAGCAUCAACGAUAAAGGUUACGUUGAAGUCCAGAACGACCAGGUGCUGGUGAGCACCUGCAGGAUGCACAUUUACAAAUUCCCCUUCGACAUUCAGAGCUGCAGCCUCUCCUUUAAAUCUGUCAUACACACCGCCAAAGACAUUCGACUCCAGCCCAGUGACAACUCCUCGGAGGCCACAGAGUGGUCUCGUGACCUGAUGAGGACUCAGUACGAGUGGCUCUUCAUCAACAUGACGGUCACCACAAAAAACGCCACUGAUUUAUUCGACCAGGACGUCAUUGUUUACACUAUCACCAUGAAGAGGAGGUCGCUCCUCUACAUCGUCAACUUCUUGGUGCCCGUCCUCUUCUUCUUGUGUCUGGACUUGAGCUCCUUCCUGAUCUCAGACAGCGGCGGUGAGAAGCUCAGCUUCAAAGUCACCGUGCUGCUCGCCGUCACAGUGCUACAACUUAUCCUCAAUGAAAUCCUGCCGGCCUCAUCAAACAGGAUCCCACUAAUAGCGGUCUACUGCAUUGGGAUCUUUGCUCUGAUGCUGCUCAGCCUCCUGGAGACCAUUGUUGUGAUGUAUCUGAUGGAGAAAGACUCUGUAUCCCAAAACAAAGAACCAGACAGAAACCAAAGCCUGGAAGAAGACAAACACGGCAAAGCCAACCUCCACAGCUGUCAUGAAGGUGAGGCCAGAAGACAGUUGCACAAAGUCAACAAAUUGACAGAAGAGCACCAAAGCUUGGAGAAGCUUUCGGACGCGCUGAGAGAUUUGGAGAAAACAUUACGUCUGCUCCUCGACGGCAGAAAAGACAAGAAGGACGAGCCGGGCUACUGGACCAGAGUGGCUAAAAGAGUCGACAGGGUUUUCUUGAUUUUCUAUGUCACAGUGGUCGGUCUGUUUUUAGUUUUUAUCUUUGUAAAAUGGAACAGUGCAGAUGAUCAUUGCUGCGGAAAGAGAAAAUGA
Stegastes partitus (bicolor damselfish) is the source of this 1350-nucleotide messenger RNA. RefSeq names its product 5-hydroxytryptamine receptor 3A-like. Gene Ontology annotation, biological process: monoatomic ion transmembrane transport. Lineage: Eukaryota; Metazoa; Chordata; Actinopteri; Pomacentridae. The transcript is spliced from 9 exons. The record is from RefSeq and is a predicted model, not a curated record. Bases 1 to 1350 code for a protein of 449 amino acids. Gene Ontology annotation, cellular component: membrane. Gene Ontology annotation, molecular function: extracellular ligand-gated monoatomic ion channel activity; transmembrane signaling receptor activity.